AUGUUGUUGAAGGGUGUUACCAAGUUCAACCCUUUAAAGCAUCUUAGGCGAAGUGACAUUGUGUUCUACCCAGGCUGGGCCAUUGUCAUCAACCGGUGGUCUAAAACCAUCCAGUUUAGUCAACGUCUCCUUACUGUACCACUACCUCUCAUCCCAGGUCACCCACUGUGUCCCUAUUCUGCACUACAGCAUGCCUUCAAGCUUGUGCCAGCCACCCUGUCUGGUCCAGCCUUCGUCUUGCCAGCACCCUCAAGAAGGGGCCUAAUACCAUUCACAUAUGCCAAGUUCGACAGCCUUCUUAAGAGACAAUGUCUGUAA
Porites lobata is the source of this 318-nucleotide messenger RNA. The record is from the annotation of a GenBank genome assembly. Lineage: Eukaryota; Metazoa; Cnidaria; Anthozoa; Scleractinia; Poritidae.